This is a messenger RNA of Oppia nitens, 360 nucleotides long. RefSeq names its product cuticle protein 16.8-like. The coding region runs from base 1 to 360 and encodes 119 amino acids. Lineage: Eukaryota; Metazoa; Arthropoda; Arachnida; Sarcoptiformes; Oppiidae. The record is from RefSeq and is a predicted model, not a curated record. Gene Ontology annotation, cellular component: chitin-based extracellular matrix. Gene Ontology annotation, molecular function: structural constituent of chitin-based larval cuticle. The transcript has 2 exons.
AUGUUUAAGGUAUUAUCAAUUGUAUGUCUGUUGGCACUGAUAGCAGUUUGCAACUGUCAAUUGGGAGGACUGCCAAUAGCCCGGGCACUUGCCGUUCCCGUUCAACACGAGAGACCGGAGCCAUACUCUUAUGGUUAUACGGCGUCCGAUGAAUUUGGUACGACAUGGACUCGACAGGAAUCGGGUGAUGAACAGGGAAAUGUCCGCGGGUCGUACUCGUACCGCGAGGCCAACGGCAUCGGCAGGACUGUCGAGUAUACGGCCGACGCUGUCAAUGGAUUCCAGGCUCAUGUUGUGACCAAUGAGCCGGGAACUGUCGAUCACGCAACUGCCGGUGCUCUCUAUAGAACUACACAAUAA